CUAUAUUGUUGUAUUUCAGGAAUUGGAAAUGAUAUUGUACAUCAGACUGAAAUGGCACGAUUAUCGCUUGCGUUGGAAUUCAACCAAAAUGCGACGAAUCAAGACUCGUGAACAUUUACUAGAUAAGAUAUGGAUUCCAGAUAUUCGAAUGGGCCACAUAAAAGAUAUGAAAUCAUUUCAUCGUUUUGGUGGAGUCAACAUGAAUCUCUAUCGUGAUGGAAAAGUGUACUAUAGUCAACUGGCCUUGGUGAAAGUACACUGCCCGAUGGAUUUUCGUAAAUUCCCUAUAGACACUCAAAGUUGUGAUUUGAACUUUUUAUCGUAUGCUUAUGCGACAACCUUGCUUCAAUUUUCUCUAAAGAAACAGAAAACUGAAGUAAGAUUCAUUGCGCUUCCACAAUUUAAAUUCGUUGGAACAACGAUGCAUCAAGAUCAACCAAAAGGGAAAGGUAUUAUACAAGAAGUGACCAUUGUCGUGCAAUUUGAACGUCGUCCGGGUUAUUAUAUUAUUCAAAUAUACAUCCCGUCUGUAUUUCUUGUCUUGUUAUCAUGGCUUUCGUUUUUCAUGGAUUCCGAGGACAUCGCUAAUCGUUUAACACUUGAGGUCACCAUGAUUCUCUCGAUUGUCUUCUUGUUAACAAGUAGCAAUAGCUCCUUGCCACAUCUUUCAUAUGUUAAAGCGUCAGACAUCUUCAUGAUAACUUCUUUUUGUUUCAUUUUUAUGGCUUUACUUCAAAGUAUGUUCUGUUAUCAGUUGUACACAAAGAAAGGGAGAAAAUGUGUUGGAGGGAAAAACUCGGUUAAAAAGGGCAAUGUCUAUUGCGUUUUUCCUGGUUUGAAGUUCCUAAACAAGGAGAAUCAUUCAGAUGCAUUUGAAGAGGAUGAUCAUACAAGAUGUACUGAACAGUCAAUUGAUGAUACAUUUGAAUCAGAUAAUAUUCCUAUCGAAAUGAAACACAAUUCAAUAUUUUGGUUUGAUAAGAUAUCCAUUAUUUUAUUCCCUUUAUCAUACACAGUUUUCAACAUUGUAUACUGGCUCUAUUAUCUAUAAAAAAUUGAAAGAUUUAGCAGAACACCUAUUUCAAUAAGUUAAGCCAAAAAUAAAUAUAAUCAAUACUUA
Messenger RNA from Xenia sp. Carnegie-2017, 1120 nucleotides. Its product is annotated as gamma-aminobutyric acid receptor subunit gamma-1-like. Gene Ontology annotation, biological process: chemical synaptic transmission; nervous system process; regulation of membrane potential. Gene Ontology annotation, cellular component: neuron projection; synapse; membrane. Bases 29 to 1051 code for a protein of 340 amino acids. The record is from RefSeq and is a predicted model, not a curated record. The transcript has 5 exons. Gene Ontology annotation, molecular function: extracellular ligand-gated monoatomic ion channel activity; transmembrane signaling receptor activity; neurotransmitter receptor activity. NCBI's taxonomy places the organism in Eukaryota, Metazoa, Cnidaria, Anthozoa, Malacalcyonacea, Xeniidae.